UUAUACAAUCAUACUCAACUUUAUACAAUCAUACUAUACUUUAUAAAUCAUACUCAACUUUAUACAAUCAUACUCAACUUUAUACAAUUAUACUCAACUUUAUACAAUCAUACUCAACUUUAUACAAUCAUACUAUACUUUAUAAAUCAUACUCAACUUUAUACAAUCAUACUCAACUUUAUACAAUCAUACUCAACUUUAUACAAUCAUACUCAACUUUAUACAAUCAUACUCAACUUUAUACAAUCAUACUAUACUUUAUAA
Messenger RNA from Lottia gigantea (owl limpet), 264 nucleotides. RefSeq lists its product as hypothetical. Lineage: Eukaryota; Metazoa; Mollusca; Gastropoda; Lottiidae. The annotation marks the transcript as partial. The transcript has a single exon. The record is from RefSeq and is a predicted model, not a curated record.